Messenger RNA from Chrysochloris asiatica (Cape golden mole), 2049 nucleotides. RefSeq names its product solute carrier family 41 (magnesium transporter), member 2 (gene SLC41A2). Bases 71 to 1837 code for a protein of 588 amino acids. The record is from RefSeq and is a predicted model, not a curated record. Lineage: Eukaryota; Metazoa; Chordata; Mammalia; Afrosoricida; Chrysochloridae. Gene Ontology annotation, molecular function: monoatomic cation transmembrane transporter activity. The transcript has 10 exons. Gene Ontology annotation, biological process: monoatomic cation transport. Gene Ontology annotation, cellular component: plasma membrane.
UUUUAUACAAUAGAUACGACAUCAAUUUAAAGCCAGUGUUUGUGUGGUUUGGACUCACCUGCUAUAGUUCAUGAAGCUUGAAUCUAAGGAGUACAGGGACUUUUGCAAUGACAAUAUGACUAAUAGUAAAGGAAGAUUUAUUUCCAGUAAAACAAGUGGUGGUCCAAGUAGUGGGGGAGGUUUUGUAGAUUGGACUUUAAAUUUAAAUACAAUUCAGUCUGAUAAGUUUUUAAAUUUACUGUUGAGUAUGGUUCCAGUCAUUUACCAGAAAAAUCAGGAAGACAGGCAUAAAAAACCAAAUGGAAUUUGGCAAGAUGGGUUAUCAGCUGCAGCACAGACUUACAGUAAUAGAUCCGAGCCACACAAAGAAUAUCACAAUUUCCCAGAACAGUCUUUUCAUGGCAAUACUGGGCACACCCCAUCAAGCUGUAGCCCAAAGUACGACGACUAUGCCAACUAUAAUUACUGUGAUGGAAGGGAGACUUCAGAAACAACUGCCAUGUUACAAAAUGAAGAUAAUUCCAGUGAUGGGGAUGAAGACACCAUUGUGGAAACAAACCAAAAAUUGCCAAAGGAAUCCAGUGGAGUCAUGGCGUUGCAAAUACUUGUGCCGUUUUUGCUAGCGGGCUUUGGAACCGUUUCCGCUGGCAUGGUUUUGGAUAUAGUACAGCACUGGGAGGUAUUCAAAAAAGUAACAGAAGUCUUCAUUUUAGUUCCUGCACUUCUUGGUCUCAAGGGGAACUUGGAAAUGACUUUGGCAUCCAGAUUGUCAACUGCAGUAAAUGUUGGGAAGAUGGACUCACCCAUUGAAAAGUGGAACCUAAUCAUUGGCAACUUGGCCUUAAAGCAGGUUCAGGCAACAGUAGUUGGCUUUCUAGCAGCUGUGGCAGCCAUUAUAUUGGGCUGGAUCCCUGAAGGGAAAUCCUACCUUGACCAUUCCGUACUGCUGUGCUCUAGCAGUGUAGCUACUGCCUUCAUUGCAUCUCUUCUGCAGGGAAUAAUAAUGGUUGGGGUUAUUGUUGGAUCCAAGAAGACGGGGAUAAAUCCUGACAAUGUUGCCACGCCCAUUGCUGCCAGUUUUGGGGACCUUAUAACUCUUGCCAUCUUAGCUUGGAUAAGUCAGGGUUUGUACUCUUGUCUUGAGACCUACUACUAUAUUUCUCCAUUAGUUGGUAUCUUUUUCUUGGCUCUAACGCCUAUCUGGAUUAUAAUAGCCGCCAAACAUCCAGCCACAAGAACAGUCCUCCACUCAGGCUGGGAGCCUGUCAUAACAGCCAUGGUCAUAAGUAGCAUUGGUGGCCUUAUUCUGGACACAACUGUAUCUGAUCCAAACUUGGUUGGGAUUGUCGUUUAUACACCAGUUAUUAAUGGUAUUGGUGGUAAUUUGGUAGCCAUUCAGGCUAGCAGGAUAUCUACAUACCUCCAUUUACACAGCAUUCCAGGAGAAUUGCCUGAUGAACCCAAAGGUUGUCACUACCCAUUUAGAACAUUUUUUGGUCCAGGAGUGAAUAAUAAGUCUGCCCAAGUUCUACUGCUUUUAGUAAUUCCUGGACAUUUAAUUUUCCUCUACACUAUUCAUUUGAUGAAAAGUGGUCAUACUUCUUUGACUGUAAUCUUCAUAGUUGUGUUCUUAUUUGCUGCUGUACUACAGGUGUUUACCUUGCUGUGGAUCGCUGACUGGAUGGUCCAUCACUUCUGGAGGAAAGGAAAGGACCCGGACAGUUUCUCCAUCCCCUACCUAACAGCCUUGGGGGAUUUGCUCGGGACAGCUUUGUUAGCCUUGAGUUUUCAUUUUCUUUGGCUUAUUGGAGAUCGUGAUGGAGAUGUAGGAGACUAAUCAAUCCUCUAAAGCUCUCAAAUUACCCAGGAAGAGAACAUUAAACGAUGGGUGACUUAUUGUUCUUUCUCAAAAAUCUUCAAUCAGGGUAAUUUUCACUUGGCCCUGAUUGAAUUAAAUGGCCUUAACUUUUUAAGAAAGGAAUUAGUGUUGAGACCUGAUUGAAGAGUAUUUGUGCUGCUUUUCAUAGAAUAAAUGCUAAGUUGACAUUG